CCGUUUUUUCCACUCACUUAUUUCGACAGAUUCUGAAACCAUGAAGUUCGAUUCUACUCAUUAUCUUUUCUCUGCUACAGCUUCUACGUAACCCCUCGUCCUCUGCUAAGUACCUAGUCUUUUUACCGAAAGAUGUGAUUGAUCAACCGGAAUUUCCUGCCAAAUGGAACUUACAUCAUCCUUGGGGUUGGGUACUAAGCAACACCUGUGUGGGAACUCAGUGUGGAAGCGCCCCUGACAGUCCUGUUGUCAUCGUUCUCAUCGGGUUUAGCAGAAAUUGCUCAUCUAGCUUGGAGGUGGAACGAACAAUAUUGUCCCGAUUGCCAGCCUACUUUCACGCAACGUCUGUUGGGUGUCUGGUCACCACAUGUUCGAAGUGCAAUCAUUGUGAUGCUGACAGGAAAAUCUUUACAUCUCUGCACAAUGCCCCGAACACAGCGCUUUGGAUAGCGUUUCAAUGGGACGAUUUACCGGCACUACGACGUUAUUCAUUGGCGCGAAUGUUGGACAGCCUUGAGAGUACGGUACAACCUUCUACCUCAUAUUCACCCAAUUGGACCACGUCCAAACUGAUUCACCUUGAGCACGAUUGGUUGAAGAUCACGUUCGGUGCACCACUAGCUAUGCUUGUCGAACACUUCACACACUCUCCGUUACGUGUCAAUCUGCCUCUCCCCAGUGACGUGUCCUCAGAUCCCCAAAACGACUCGAGGUUACCGCCUCUCAAAUACAUUCUGGGAUAUCUCCGGUCUCUUGGCAAUCGCGUACUUUCGGCAAGCUAUACUGGCACGCUGGUGCGUUUUCAUUUGGCCCACAACGGACGUACUCUUCGUCUACGAGGCAUGUUGCCACGACACCCGAUCCGCGACGAGCUGCUCACAAUAGACAACCAAUUGCUGUCCUUGACCGUCGCUGUCAAGUACACGCGUGACCUCUCAGUGCAUCGUCAUGUCGUUAGUGCUGGGUGCCAGAGUACAGACGCCGGGCUGAUUUUAUUAGGUGCGGUGCAGCUUCUCUUGUUGGUGCUUAGCUUGCUGGCUCCGUUACAUCUACCUCAUGGGACAGCGGUGCAUACGUCAUCCACUUCAAUGGCACUUCAUCAUUUGGGAACUCUGGACUGGAUUGCUAGUGAAACCGACUGUACAAAGGUUCCCACACUUGGAUGGUUCUACGUGAACAGUUCAGAAACGGACAAUUCCUCUGUCGUGACACAACCCCCUCCAGUUAUUUUAUCCGUAUUGGAAUUGCUGCACAGCAUAUCUUCCUCUGAGACGAAAUCCACCGGAUGUUGGUUCACAGUUGUAGAUCGGUGGAUUGAAUACUUCACGUGUGAACUUGUUCGGCUGCUGGUUUGGACAGAAAGCGGUGAACCUGCAGGUCUGAAAAUCAAUCUUCAUCUGGCACGACUGUUGUGUCGCUUCUUUCUCUACCACAUACUUGCAUGGCGAAUCUAUAGCUCCUUCCUGAUUCACUUAGCCGCAUGGACUAUUGGCCUGUUGCAACAGCUUACUAGCGUGGACACUUUGGGCACACUGUUCUACGCAAACCUACACACUUCCACCUGUCUCCUGCUCAGCACUGUCUACUUGGUCUCGUCAAGGUCUUUUUUAAUAAGUGAUGCCAUGACUUCCAUGUUUUCCACUACCUCUGUUCUGUUGACCUACGUCUCCUCGGUACUCCGCCUCACCUUCGCUCUUUUUGGAUGCCUUCUCCUCGAUCUGAUCAAUUUGACCACAAUUCACCUUACUACCUUCUAUAUCUAUACUGUACGGCUUUUGGUAUUGCAAACUCGAGUGAUUGGGGCAGCAUGGCGUCUGUGUCGUAACGCGUCCAAAUGGAAUCCGCUUCGUGAUCGUGUGGAUACCGUGCCAGAUAUGUACAAUUCAGUAGGACCCAAAUUGGUGACUUCGGAUAAGCAGUCGGCAUCAUGCAUGACAACCGGGGUUCCAUCGUGUUCGAAACGGAUGGUUGACAAUCCAGAUGAUACGCACCUUGAUCGACUUUUUGUGGCAACUUUGCUGGGUUUGGCUGUUGGCCUCUGUCUACUUCCAACCACGAUAGCCUUCUAUCUCACAUUUGCACUGAUCCGUUUGCUGAUCGUCGUCGUUCAACAGCUACUGAAACGAAUCAUUGUGUUCCUUAUGGAUGUGCCGGUUUCCUCACUGUUGGCCUGGAUAUUUCACACUCAACGAAGUCGA
This is a messenger RNA of Opisthorchis viverrini, 2198 nucleotides long. RefSeq lists its product as hypothetical. The transcript has 7 exons. The record is from RefSeq and is a predicted model, not a curated record. The annotation marks the transcript as partial. NCBI's taxonomy places the organism in Eukaryota, Metazoa, Platyhelminthes, Trematoda, Opisthorchiida, Opisthorchiidae. Gene Ontology annotation, biological process: GPI anchor biosynthetic process. Gene Ontology annotation, cellular component: endoplasmic reticulum; membrane.